CGUUUUGAAAGCUGCCAGACGCCAUUUUGUGAUUUCAAGAGAGAAAGCCAAUUCUGAUAUCUUAGAAGUUUUCCUAUAAGCUGAAGACGAUUUCAGUUUUGAAAAAGAGUAUUGAGAGAUACAGACUUCAUUUAAAAGAUGCCACCCAGAGACCAAGAGUGAGGAGAAGGGUAGCACCAACAGAUCUGAGGGAUGUUGACCCUGUUCAAGUCAUCCCUGACAUAGUCGCACUACAGCCAAGACGGCGAAAACGUGCACGGGCUGAUAUCACCCAAGUAGCAGCUGAUCAACCCGUUCCACCAGUGACGCAACCAGCAGAAUCACUACCUCAGAUUCCUUCAACACAUCCAUCAGCAGACCAGAUAGCUGCCGCAAUGAUAAGCCAGCUGAAAGAGUCAGGUGUACAACUUACUGUCAAUAACAGAGAACCGGUACCGUUAUCAACAAAUUUUCUGGCAAAUUACUUAACAGAUGGGGAUUCACAUGAGCACAUUGGUAGAAGGGACAUUCGCAACACAGAAACAACACAAAUUGCAGAAAGUCAACGAAUUAAUUCAUCAUACGUAUUGGCACCACCACUGGUAACAGACCCUGAUAUGUUAGCCUACUCAGGACAAGACCCAGUUGGAAGUCCACCCGCUUUAGGCAUUGACAGUUCCACAAUGGGUAACACAGCUUCAUAACCCUUGGGUUUAAUGUUGAGGAGAAAAUAAGGAGAGACAUUUGGUCCGAUGUAUAUUUAGAUUUGAUAAAACUAUCACCAAAUUUUAAUGAGGAGGAAAAUGAUGACAUUUUGUUUAGAACAAAAACUGUUAAAAUUUCAACUACUGCCAAGGCAAAACAGUUUACAAACAUACACAAAUGGACAGCAGCUUUUGAUAUUUUUAUGUCUAUACAUCAUGUAAAAUAUCCUAAUUUAAUUCUCAGUUUGAUCAAGUAUGCUUAUAAUAUUAGAGCCAUGACAAAACAAUUUGGUUUUCACAUGGCUAGGUCAUAUGACGAGGUUUUUCGUAGGGUAUGCAAAGUGAUGAGGCUUGAUUGGUCUGUUGUGAAUGAUGAUUUAUGGCGUACUGCCUUCUAUGAGCAUUUCAAUGGCAGUCAAACCUCAAAUGGUAAUAAUAAUAAUAGACUUAAUAGGCAGGUUGGAACUUCACCCUUUCCAAAACAGGCCCAGCAGCAAAAUAGUCCAUUCCCAAUGGGGUACUGCUGGGCCUACUGCAGAUCAGGAGAAUGUGCCAACAUGGCCACUUGCAGACUCAAACACGAAUGUGUCAGAUGUUCCAAAAACAUGCAACAAUUACAUGAAGGGAAAGGUCUAUAAAAUUCAACAAGUCUGCCUACACCGGUUAGGGUAAAUAAGCUAAACCAUUUUCUUCAGGGAUAUGACAGUCAUCUAAAAUACAGAUUGGUUCAGGGUUUCAAAUUUGGGUUUAAAAUAAAUUCAUCCUUAAUUAAAACUGAUAAAAAUUUUCCUAAGAACCAUAAAAGUGCCAGAGAGAAUCUUGACAUAGUAAAUAAGAAGAUUUCAAAGGAGAUUUUAAAGGGUAGGAUAAGAGGGCCUUUUAAUGACCCACCAUUUGCAAAAUUUCAUUUGCUCACCUUUAGGUCUAGUUCCCAAAAGAGAGGAAGGUUCAUUGCGUCUAAUUCAUGAUUUAUCUUUUCCACAAGAGGACUCUGUUAAUUCUUGGACACAAAUUGAGUUUACUUCAGUAUCAUAUCAGAAUAUAGAAACUGUCAUUGAUCUGGUACAGGACUAUGGUUUAAACUGUCUCAUGAGUAAAGCAGACAUUCUAGAGGCUUUUCGUUUGGUACCUGUACAUACAUCAGAAUAUCAUCUGUUGGGGUUUAAGUGGCAGAAUUUAUUUUAUUAUGAUGCAGCAUUACCCAUGGGAGCAUCUUCAUCUUGUCAACUUUUCGAAUGUUUUUCUACCGCUCUUCAAUGGAUUUUAAAUAGAAAAUUUGAGAUAAAGGGUAUAUCACAUUUACUAGAUGAUUUUUUUGUGGGUAAAGCUGAGACGAAUGAAUGUUCCAUUGCUUUAAAUACAUUUCUAGCAUUAGCUGAAAAAUUGGGUGUUCCUAUCAAAGAUGAAAAAACUCAAACCCCUACUACAUGUAUUACAAUUUAUGGGAUUGAAAUUGAUUCACAAUCAAUGAUAGCUCGUUUACUUCAAGAUAAUAUAGAAAAGGUUUUAGGUUUACUAAAAAUAUUGAAGGUAAAAAGGAAAGUGACUUUGCGAGAAUUACAAUCAUUAUUGUGGUUGCUAAAUUUUGCAUGUAGUGUGAUUGUCCCUGGGCGUGCAUUUUUGCGAAGAUUAUUUGAUUUAACUUUGGGACAUACAUGUCCUCAUUUUAAAAUCACUCUAAAUUCAGAAGCCAGGGCAGAUCUCAAAGCUUGGUAUGAAUUUAUAUGCAACUUCAAUGUAAAAUCUUGUUUCUUGUUCAAACAGUGGGUGUCAUCAGAAUCUUUGAAACUUUAUUCUGAUCCUGCUGGGGUGUAUGGUGGUUUUGCAGCAGUUUUUGGCAAUACAUGGUUCUCCGGCGAAUGGCUUCCUGAGUUGAAAGAUUUGCAUAUCACCGUUAAGGAGCUUUUUCCCAUUGUUCUUUCAAUUGAGAUUUGGGGUAAAAACUUAGUAAAUCAUAAAGUUUUAUUUAUGACGGACAAUCAGGCUGUUGCAGACAUUAUAAAUAAAACAUCAUCUAAAGACAAAAAUCUGAUGAAAUUAGUUCGUCGUCUGGUCUUGUCAGCAAUGAAGUUUAAUAUUCACUUUAGGACUAAACACAUAGCGGGAAAAACAAAUGUGGUCUGUGAUUUGCUAUCUCGUUUUUCUUUUCAGGAAGCCCACCAAAUUGCUCCCUGGUUAAAUCUAAUUCCAGUUACGGUCCCACUGCAUCUCUUGAAUCUGUAACAGCACAAGACGUUGCGCAAGAUAUUGAGUCUCAAAUGGUAACGUCAAAUUUUUACGUUUUAUGGCGAUUAAUGAUUAUUGGCGAUAAUUUGUUUAUUUCGCUUGCAAUUUUUGUUUUGCACAUCAAUAUAGAUACUUCUUAAUGUUUGGUUGUACUGAAUAUGCAUGAAAUAUUUCCCAUUGAAAGUUACGUAAGCAACAAACAACAAAAUAUAUCGUAUUUGGGUAAUGCAUAAGUCUAUAUGAAAUGAGAAGAUAUGUAUACGGUAUGAUGAGUGCCAAUGAGACAACUCUCUACCAGAGACCAAUUGACAUAAAACGUAAUAAUAUGCAAUGUUUCCCCAUUUAGAUCCGAAAGGAAGAAGAUAUAUAUUUUGCUUUAAUUAAAACAGUUUGUCGGGAAUUACAAGUUAAACGGGUCUUGCUUAUAAAAUUCACUUUACUUUCUUUAAUUACGGAACAAUUAGAUAAAGAAAUGAAACGAUUGUCAGAAAAAAAAGGUUUUUUAUAUUCAUCUCAUAUGUUUACAAGCUUUGUAUGAUGUGGAGAGGUAUAUAUAUAUAGCCACACUUCAGGCCCAAUUUUAUUUUCACUUUCAAGUUCUAAACAUAUGAAUCUUAUUGCAGAGAAAUAAAAAAAAAUUCGCAGUUUUACGCUUCCUAAAUUUGAAAAUUUGAAAAAGAUAAUUUUUAUCCUCUUGUAAUACACAACUUUUUCACAGCUUAAGAACCUCAUCUAAACGAACAACCCCAUUCAUCGGAUUUUUUUUUAUACUUUGUGGUCUUGUUGAUAGUAUCUGACUAUCAAGAAAAUUCUAUCUGAGGAUCCACCAAAAAUAGCGUCCCGAAUCGACAACGUUGAAAACGUAUGAAAAUUGUCCAGUGGACAAACUUGCAAGACAUUUCAUUUCUUUGAAAAAGAAGUUGUGUUGAUUACUCAAAUUAUCAAAAAUUAUGUAGCUGUUUUGUAGAGUUAAAGUACAAUUACGGAAAAGCACUAUUUAGCAUGCAACAAAUCUAAAUUUUCAAUAAAUAACGUCGCAAAUGACAGUUUAUUUGUAAAAAGCGGCGAAAUCCGACAUUGGACAUCUUGCAAGACAUUUGCCAGAAGCCGUUGCAUUUUUAUAUGUGGUGUGAGUGCUGCAAAAAUUCGAUUUUGAUAUGGUCUAUCUAUGUACUUUGGUGAGCAUAAUUUACACAAACGAAAUUUCAUAUAAUCUUAUAUUUUAAAACCUAUAAAUUUUGAUAACUUAACAUUUUCCUAAAUCUGACCAUAAUGAACACUAUUUGUUUUUGCCAAAAAAAUAGCGUUGGUCGUUACAGGAACGCAUAUUCAGUAAUAUUGUAAUACUUUAUAUAUAAAGCAUAUCAUUCAUUCGAAUUUUCGCGGAUAUAACACUGUUUUGAAGAACACAAACACCCCUGCUAAAGUUAUUAUGCGCAUAGUCUGUUACGUCUGACAUGCAUUUUUUUGACGUUUUGUCAAUAUGUUGUCCUUAUUUUAGACUGUUGUAAAAUAUGAUAAAACAAUUUGUAGUUUUUUUUUCGGAAUAGUAUUUACCUGUCUAGUCCAUGGAUAUAAAUUUUAUAUAACUUAACUGUUAUGAUUUUAUAGAAAAGCUGUUUAUUAGUGUGGACUGGUUGAUUACACGGUAUUGACGCAAUAACGUGCGUAACGUCACAACUAUUACAAGCUUCAUUAUCACAUUCAACAAGGCAAUCUUAUAAAAGGAUGCUGAAUAUAUUCCAGCAAUUGUGUAAAGAACAAUUUCCUUUAGUCCCACCAUUUCCAUCUACAAACAUUAUGAUAGCACAUUUUAUUUCAUUUCUUUUCUUAAAGAAUUAUCAGCCAUCUACUAUAGCAUCCUACAUCAGUUUUGUUCACAAACUUAAUUUUUGAAGUGAUCCUACAGAUUCAUUUUUCAUUAAGAAAAUUAUUAAAGGGGCCCAAAAUCUAAGAAGUUCAAGUGAUAAUAGAUUGCCAAUCACAAAAGAAAUCUGAUCAUCACAGUGGGUAACCCCUUAUCAAUAUCGUAAUAUGAAACUUGGAAAUUUCCAUAGCCACUGUUUAGGUAUUAUGCAAUUCUUAAUCAAAUGCAAUCAAGGUCAACAUGGUCAUCUCAUGAUCAUGGUGUAUAUUAGUUGCAAUUGGCUAUUUAUAAUUAGAGUGACCAAUCAGGAAACCGCGCAUGAUAGCAUCAUUGCAUGUGAGGGGACGCUUGGUCAUUUACGAUUUCGUUUUGAAAGCUGCCAGACGCCAUUUUGUGAUUUCAAGAGAGAAAGCCAAUUCUGAUAACCCACCCUUCCACACCUUUGAAAGUAUUAUUUAUAUCAUAGGUAUAUGUAUAUGUUUUUGUUUGUUUGUUUUGUUUUGUUUUUUCUCAUUGUAUAACAUAUUGUAUUCUUUGUACUGGCGGGUUUAAUUCGCCAUCUUUGCUAAUUUUUUGUCAUUUACUCAGAUUUGGAUUAUUGCAUAAAUUGCAUAAUUGAUUAUAUAAUACAGAAUAUUAUGAUUUUAUGGUAUUUUGAAUAAAUGACCGUUAAAGUGAUUUCCUUUUGCAGAACCUCAAUGUAAAAUUUACGUCAAACAAUAAUGAUAUUAUUAGCAGCCUUAUCAGCCGGGACAAAAAUCAAUUCCUUGGCAAGUCCUUUUAGCUUCUAUAUUAUUAAAUGAGAAGACCUCAUUUUGUGUGUCGCUUCUCUUCCUUCCACAUUAAAUCAAUCACCAUGCUUUUAUGUCCUAUAGGUACCAUGCAUAGUCGCAUUUGUCAUCCUCGCUUAUAAAUAUUUCGUUUGGGUUUUUUUGGGAGAAAAACGAAAAUAAAGACGUCCGGAUAUUGUUUCCGUCCUCGGACUGACUUUUAUGUCAUAGAUAAGACUUCCGUUUAGGACUUAAACUUACACAUUAUUUUCAUAGGUACAAGGGGACAGGACAAUUAUUUUCGCGUUUUUCUGUAUACUAUGAACAAACAUACAUGUAUACUAUAUAAAUACAGUGCAUUUGCUAUUUGCAGAGAAAACAACAAAAAAAUAACGGACUUUGGAAAAAGGGGGAGGGCUAAAAAUAUGGUACUGUCCCCAAGUACCUUUGACUUUUGAUAACUUUCCUGAAAUACUCCAGUCAAAUAUCUUUUACAAAAAUUCAUCCUUCAACAGUUUACAUACCAUCAACAACGCUCUAAUUGCCCGCGAUUUCGCGGGUGUGUUCUAGUAUGUUUGAUACGAGAAAUAGGGCUAUUAUGGUUGUUGUUAGGAGUAAAAUGUUUGUUGUAUACGUAUA
Mytilus californianus (California mussel) is the source of this 6185-nucleotide messenger RNA. RefSeq lists its product as uncharacterized. The record is from RefSeq and is a predicted model, not a curated record. Bases 1566 to 2906 code for a protein of 446 amino acids. Lineage: Eukaryota; Metazoa; Mollusca; Bivalvia; Mytilida; Mytilidae. The transcript is spliced from 2 exons.